UUGUCAACCGGUGUUACAGUCGGCAUCGGAAGUAAAUGUCAAACACUAAACACUGAUUGCUUAGCCGGUUUAAGCUAUCAUUUUUGUCGUUUUACCUACUCUUAAUUCUACAAAUUAAAUGAUAUGGCAAUAAGUAAUAAAUCUUUUUUCCUAUAAAAUUGAUCUUUAAACAUUGAAAACGAACCAUUGAAAAAUAUUAAUGAAAAGCAGCUUUGUUAUCCACGAGUAGAAAUUGCCCUCCAAAAUGUCGGGAAAAGCAUAUACAAUGAAGGAAAUGAAAACUAUAGUAGAAUAUUUAACGGAGCACAAAGCCUUUGGUGAAAUUAAAGGCAGGAAAAUGUGGAAGGACUUAGCAGAUUCAAAGGUUACAAGUAGAACAUGGCAAAGCUUAAAGGAGACAUUUCUUAAAAGAAUAUUACCUGAUAUUCAUAAUCCUUACUACAAGUUAUCUAACCAUGAAAUAGCAAGUUUUAAACAAGGACAUGAUGUAGAAGCAAGAUUAAACAACAAGCUUCAAAUUAGAUCAACUAGUCGAGAUUCAACCACAGAAAGUGAAGGCAUAAUAAAUGAAGAACCUGACAACGGUAAAGACAAGAAUGAAACAAAUACUGCAGAUGAUGGUGAAGGAUCAAACGAUGAACCUAAAAUGCAAAUAGUUGAGAUUCCAGACACAGAUUUUAAUAAUGAUGAAGUUAAAGACAAAACGGAGGUGUCUGCAGAAAAUGUAGAAUCCAACAAUGCUUUGGAAGAAAAAACUACUCAUGAACCAGGCAAAACAAUUAAUGAGUCACCUCAAAAACCAGAAUCAGAGGAUCCAUUAUCAAAGAAUGAUACUUUGAAUGUAAAAAACAAAAAUGAAGAAAUCUCAAUUGUACUAAGUGAUGAUGAUAACACUACUAAAAGUAACAGAAACUCAACUGAUGUAAAUCUUUCUGAUAUAAAUAAACCAAAAACCUCAAUUGAAACUACACAAAAUUCCAACACAAUAACUGAUACUCUUUUACCUGAUAACCAAGAAGGAUUUAAAGAAAACUCUCAAACAUUGCUAUUAAAAAUAAAUAAUAAAACAAUAGAUAAGAAUAAAGAUAUAAAACGUGCUAAGAAAAGAGCUAACUCUCAAGAAAAUCCAUCUUCAGCCAUUAGUAAAAAGAGACUGGAAAAAGACAAACUAUCCAUAUCAGAUACAGACACAUUAAUCAAAAACAAAAACAAACUAUCAACUAGAUCUAGCCCACUCACAUUCAACCAAAAAAUCCCUGAAGAAGUUGAGGAGCCAGUCUUACUAGGAAAUUCAAAAGGUGACCAAGUAAUGGAAGAUGCACCUCCACAAAAAGAACAAGAUGACAAAAAGACUGAAAACUUAAAAGAUAAUGAAAAUAAUUCAGAAGAGCUUGAGAACCCAUGUUUAAAAAGUGUAAGUUUGUAUGCUGAACAAUUUUCAAACUCCAAGUACACUGAUUCUGAAACAAGUAAUAUUGAAGAUAAUACCAAAAAUGAAAAACAAAACAAAAAGGAAGAAGUCUCUGAAACUAAGAAGGACCAAAAGAUAAAAGCUACAAACAAUUUUGGUGUCAAAUACACCAAAGCAAGUACUGAUGUUAAGAAAACACCAGUCGAAGAAAAAAAAACAAAUACUAAUGCAGCAAAAGAGGUUGUGAUACUAAAGUCUCAUUCCGAUUCCAUUAGUGAUAGUGGUAAGGAACAACAGAAAAAAGUUGUCGAGCCUUCAGUAAAACAAAAUAGAGACAAAGCCUUGGCAAAUAUGUUUGGAUUUUCAAGUGGUGGAGUAACUAGAAGUCGCAAAAGUAGUCACAAGUAUAGAAAACAAACAUCUCGUAAACAAAAACACAAUAUCAGCUCUGACUCAACUGACUGGACUUCGGAUACCGGAUCGGAAUACAUUUCUCCACCGCGAGGUCGAAAGAAUAGACAGACUCGGAAAUAUUUAAAACCUAAAUCGGCCCGAAUAUUGUCAUUGGAGGAGGAAGGCGGUCUGUUCGUAAUGUACGGCAAGAAAAUAUAUCCAAUUGUGAAGGACGGCAAAAUAAUUAAAAACUACGUCAACUUGGCACCAGACAAUGAUAAUGAACGAGAAGAGUCGUUUUGGAAAUUGAAAUAUGUGGAGGAAAAAAAGAGAACUGCUGAAUUAACAAAAUUGUUGAAUCAGGUCAAGGAGCAAAAUGAGCAAGAAGAAAUUAGCAGAAUUCCUGCACUGGCGACAACUUCCAGAAAUCAGUUUUUGGAUGAAAAUCCGAAGAAAAUCAGUGAAGUAGCUACAGAUAAAAAAAUUCCCACUGAUAAAGAUGUUGCAGAACCAAUAGCUGUACAUACACAAGGAGAGAAAACAGUUAAAAUUAAGUUUACCAAAAACAAUGAGGAAGUGCAAUUGGAGGGCCACUGGACACACGUCAACCCAGUCUUAGCGCAGGUGAUGCAGCUGUUUCAGAAAGAACCAGAAAUUAUAAUCAAGGAGACAACAAAAGUUAAAGAGCUGCCAGCCACUGGGCCACAGCAGCUUAGUGGAAAAUCAACACCUAUACUUGAAAUGAUUGUCGACGAAGAAGUACAAGAAAAGGUUGACCAAAUUGAAGGCGAAAUCUUUAAAGAAAUAGAAGAGAGAGAAAAAGAAAAAUCACCCACACCUAAACAAGAGAUACCAAAAACGGAGAACAAUAUCACAAAAAGAAGAGGACGACCAAAAAAAUCGCAAACUAGUGCUACUGAACAAAGCCCAGCAAAGAAACCAAGAGUUGAAGAAACUGAAGCUAAACCAGAUGAAGUAGGCACUCCAACAGUACCAAACUCUGUUACAACCAAAAAAUCUACUAGGACUCCAAAGAAGAUUUUAACAGAUAAUACUGGCGUAACUGAAGAUAAUUUUAUUAAAACAAGACAAACUGCUAAAAAAUCGUUAGAAGACACAACAAAGGAUUCAGGGCCUCAAGACGACAACGUUAGGUACAAGUUCCCAUCACGUUCCCCAGCGAAUAGAAAAUCGUAUUCCAACAACAGAUCACAGAAAGUAACAAAAAAUACAAGACAGAGAAAAUCUAGCAGUUCGGUGAACUUCAAAAUAUAUUCCUCGCCAGAAAACCUUUCCCUUCAUUCUAUAGAAAGUACGCAAGGUUAUCAAGAUUCGGACGACAGUCCCGUAAAGACAUAUCUAAAGAGAAAGAAACGAACGAGCUUCACAUUAGCACCCUAUAGAACUAGAAGUCAAAGUCGUUCUCAAAAAGUAAACCCUCCUUAUUUGACCGAUGACUUCACAAGCGAGUCGAGUAACUCUUACCAGGGACCUCCUCUACAGUCAAUGGUAAUUCAAAACUCGACUCUAAAAUCGGAUGUGUAUAAAUCAGAUUCUUACCAACUACUGAUGAAUAACGUUACAUUACGAAAUAAAAGUUCUUCUCAACUUGAAAAAAUUAAUGAAGCGAGUCCGAUCUCAGACGAAUUACAAUACAUAAGCGAUCAAAUUUGUAAACAGAUUUCCGAUUUUGAAAUCGACAUGGAAGGCCAAGAAAAAGAAAAUUUCCGUCAUACAAACACUGAUAGUUCGAGCAAUGUAACACUUCCAACUUCGCCAGUUUUGUCAAUAGUGGAAAAUAUAUCAAUAAAUAAAUCUUUAUUAAACAAUUCACAUGACUCUUUGCUUGAAAAUAAGCGCCCGGAAAACGAUCCAAACGAACAUAUAAUGUUAAAUGAGCUCAUGGAAACAGACGGAGAUGUAUCUAUGCCGCUGAUGGACCGGGACUGUGGUGUUGAAACAGCCACGCAAAAUGGUGUAGAAUACCAUUACAAUUUAAAUGUGCCUAAAACAACUGCAGCAGUGUCUGAGUCGUUUCUCAAUAAAAUAAAUACAGUUAACAUUACAGAUCCAACCUUGUCUGAUUCCUUUCACUAUAAACUAAGAGAUUUAAUUUUGGAAAGUGCUAAGAAAAAUUUGAAAGGCGACUAUAUUUUAAUGGAAAAUUGCAAAGAUGUAGAAAUGAAAGAAAAUGUAGAAACUAAAGUUAGUAAAUCUAAAAAACGAAGCUCUACGCCUCGCAAACGCCAAAGCACACGUAAACUAAAACUAGCCAACACCGAACCCUGUAUUGAAGAAGAGCACAUGGAGACUUGUUCAUACACAAGUCGGAAGUCAUGCCCGCCUAUGAUCCAAGUUUCUGAAUAUUUAGACAUGGAACUUGAAAGGAAUAAUUCUGUUAAAAUUUCUGAACAACCUAGAGGGAGAAGGAAAAAAGAUAUCAUAAAGGUAAAAAUUUCAAAACCGAAACAGAAAAAGAUAUCAAAAGAAGUUGUAGAAAAGAAUAUUCAAAAUAAACAGAAUUCUAUCCAUACAGAUAGUGGCAUAAAUGAUGUUGAGUCAGGUGUAUUUCUUAAUACUUUCAAUGACAGCGUUGAUCUUAUACAUAAUCAUUCCGAAACUUGUCUUAACGCCAAUGAAUGCUUAGGAGACAGCAUUGAAAUAAUUAAGAAUGCCACUAAGUCAAUCAUAUCCUUGGAUUCUGACUCCAAUGAUUUUGAUGGAAACAUACCACAGUUCUUCGGCAAUGUACCAGAUAAAAUGGCCUACGAGUUAUUCUCCAGUGAUGCUCAAGAUGUGUCUGUACUUCAAAAAGUAAUUGGUGUACCGGAGUACAAAACCGCCGAAAGUGCUAGCGCCACCGUCUAUCAUACCCCUCUAGGAAGUCUGUCGCCUCCAGAUAGUCUCAUAACAGAAGACUUAUCCGGUGAAAUUCCCGAAAAGAUAACUCGUAAUACAAGAUGGUAUCUCCUUUCGGAAGAUGAAAUUUCUAAUACUAAUAACUUGGACAUUAACCAAAACAUAAUGGCCCCUGUAAGCUUCGGCGCCAACUUAAACCAAAUAUUUCCUAUUACAUGUGCCAUUCCUGAUCUAUCCACUAUUACAGAAAUGUCUAAAGAAAAUGAUGAAAAUACAAGAAAAUCCAGUAAUGAUAUGGAUACGAGAAAUGAUUUAGAUUCACAGAGUUUGUUUAAUUAGUCAUAUGUUAUUUAUUUGUUAAUUGAUUUAUAUUAAUUAUAAUAUAUUCAGUAAAUAAUUUAUAUGUUAAUGUUUUCUUUGAAAGGCUUAAAAACAAAUUAUUCAUAUUCAUU
This is a messenger RNA of Vanessa tameamea, 5115 nucleotides long. RefSeq lists its product as uncharacterized. The record is from RefSeq and is a predicted model, not a curated record. The coding region runs from base 245 to 5002 and encodes 1585 amino acids. Lineage: Eukaryota; Metazoa; Arthropoda; Insecta; Lepidoptera; Nymphalidae. The transcript is spliced from 19 exons.